Zalophus californianus (California sea lion) is the source of this 4022-nucleotide messenger RNA. It is a transcript of the gene AXIN2, whose product is annotated as axin 2. NCBI's taxonomy places the organism in Eukaryota, Metazoa, Chordata, Mammalia, Carnivora, Otariidae. The transcript has 11 exons. Gene Ontology annotation, biological process: negative regulation of canonical Wnt signaling pathway. The coding region runs from base 1 to 2457 and encodes 818 amino acids. The record is from RefSeq and is a predicted model, not a curated record.
AUGAGCAGUGCUGUGUUGGUGCCGCGCCUCCCAGACCCCAGCAGCAGCUUCCACGAGGAUGCCCCCCGGCCCCCGGUCCCGGGGGAAGAAGGAGAGACCCCGCCGUGCCAGCCCGGGGUAGGAAAGGGCCAGGUCACCAAACCCAUGCCUGUGUCCUCCAACGCCAGGCGGAACGAGGAUGGGUUGGGGGAGCCCGAGGGGCGGGCGUCCCCGGAUUCCCCUCUGACCAGGUGGACCAAGUCUUUGCACUGCUUGUUGGGCGAUCAAGAUGGUGCUUAUCUCUUCCGCACUUUCCUGGAAAGGGACAAAUGCGUGGAUACCUUAGACUUCUGGUUUGCCUGCAAUGGAUUCAGGCAGAUGAACCUGAAGGAUACCAAAACUUUACGGGUAGCCAAAGCGAUCUACAAAAGGUACAUUGAGAACAACAGCAUCGUCUCCAAGCAGCUGAAACCUGCCACCAAAACCUACAUAAGAGACGGCAUCAAGAAGCAGCAGAUUGAUUCCAUCAUGUUUGACCAGGCACAGACUGAGAUCCAGUCGGUGAUGGAGGAAAAUGCCUACCAGAUGUUUUUGACUUCUGAUAUAUACCUCGAAUACGUGAGGAGUGGGGGAGAAAACACAGCUUUCAUGAGUAACGGGGGACUGGGGAGCCUCAAGGUCGUGUGUGGCUAUCUCCCCACCUUGAACGAGGAAGAGGAGUGGGCUUGUGCUGACUUCAAGUGCAAACUGUCACCCACUGUGGUUGGCUUGUCCAGCAAAACCCUGAGGGCUACAGCGAACGUGAGGUCCACCGAGGCUGUUGAAAAUGGAUACAGGUCCUUCAAGAGGAGCGAUCCUGUUAAUCCAUACCAUGUAGGUUCUGGCUAUGUCUUUGCGCCAGCUACCAGCGCCAACGAUAGCGAGAUAUCCAGCGAUGCACUGACUGAUGAUUCCAUGUCCAUGACGGACAGUAGCGUAGAUGGAAUCCCUCCUUACCGUGUGGGGAGUAAGAAACAGCUCCAGAGAGAAAUGCAUCGCAGUGUGAAGGCCAAUGGCCAAGUGUCUCUACCUCAUUUCCCGAGAACCCACCGCCUGCCCAAGGAGAUGACCCCCGUGGAGCCCGCCACCUUCGCGGCCGAGCUCAUCUCCAGGCUCGAGAAGCUGAAGCUGGAGCUGGAGAGCCGCCACAGCCUGGAGGAGCGCCUGCAGCAGAUCCGAGAGGAUGAAGAGAAGGAGGCCUCCGAGCUGGCGCUGAGCCCCAGGGACGGGGGGCCUGCCCCGCACCCCCUCUCUCUCCUGCCCUCUGGCAGCUACGAGGAGGACCCGCAGACCAUUCUGGACGACCACCUGUCCAGGGUCCUCAAGACCCCCGGCUGCCAGUCUCCAGGCGUGGGCCGCUACAGCCCCCGCUCCCGCUCCCCCGACCACCACCACCACCACCAGCAGCAGCAGUACCACCCCCUGCUCCCGCCCGGGGGCAAGUUGCCCCCCGUGGCAGCCCCACAGGCCGGUUGCCCCCUCCUCGGAGCCAGGGGCUUCGUGACCAAGCAGACGACGAAGCAUGUCCACCACCACUACAUCCACCACCACGGCCUCCCCAAGACCAGGGAGGAGAUGGAGGCAGAGGCCGCACAGAGGGUGCGCUGCUUCUGUCCCGGGGGCGCUGGCUAUUACUGCUACUCAAAGUGCAGGAGCCACCCCAAGGCUCUGGAGCCCGUGCAGGCCGAGCAGUUUGGCAACAGAGGCAGUGCCCUGCCCAAGCGAAAUGGGAAAAGCGUGGAGCCGGGCCUGGCCCUGCCCGCCAGGGAAGGAGGGGCCCCCGGCGGAGCCGGGGCCCUGCAGCUUCCCGGGGAGGAAGGAGACAGGUCGCAGGAUGUCUGGCAGUGGAUGCUGGAGAGCGAGCGGCAGAGCAAACCCAAGCCCCCUAGUGCCCAAAGCACAAAAAAGGCUUACCCCUUGGAGUCCGCCCGUGCGUCCCCAGCCGAGCGAGCCGGCCGGCACCACCUGCUGGGGGGCAGCAACGGGCACCCCCGCUCUGCCCCCCGAGCCCACCCGUUCACCCAGGACCCUGCGAUGCCUCCCCUGGCCCCGCCCAACACGCUGGCACAGCUGGAGGAGGCCUGCCGCCGGCUGGCUGAGGUGUCCAAGCCCCCGAAGCAGCGAUGCUGUGCAGGCGGUCAGCAGAGGGACAGGAACCACUCGGCCACCGGUCAGACGGGAGCCGCGCCCUUCUCCAACCCCAGCGUGGCUUCCGAAGAUCACAAAGAGCCAAAGAAGCUGGCGGGGGUCCACGCACUCCAGGCCAGCGAGUUGGUCGUCACAUACUUUUUCUGUGGAGAAGAAAUUCCAUACAGGAGGAUGCUGAAGGCUCAGAGCUUGACCCUGGGCCACUUUAAAGAGCAGCUCAGCAAAAAGGGAAAUUAUAGACACAAGGUGAAACUAAUUACACAAGUGUGCCCCUCCAGGGAUUCAUUUUGAGCUCAGCUUUGACUCGGCUGGACUUUGAGUGGAACUGCAGGUAUUACUUCAAAAAAGCAAGCGACGAGUUUGCCUGUGGAGCUGUGUUUGAGGAGAUCUGGGACGAUGAGGCGGUGCUCCCCAUGUACGAAGGCAGGAUUCUGGGGAAGGUGGAGAGGAUCGACUGAGCCUCGGGGGUCGGGCCCCGGCGCAGGUGCGGGGCCACCGCCCGCGCCACCGGCCUUGGCCGUGACGGACCGCGACGAGACAUUUUGAAGGAAAACUAAACCAAUGAAGAAGACAAAAAGCUCGGGAAGAAUUGGCCACCGGCCACGUGGGGAGGGUGGGGAGGGCGGGGAGGUUGGUUUUCAUUAUUCACGAGCUGGGUACUGAGAUAAGAAAAGCCUGAACUAUUUAUUAAAAACAUGACCACUCUUGGCUAUUGAAGAUGCUGACUGUAUUUGAGAGACUGCCAUACAUAAUAUAUGACCGCCUAGGGAUCUGAAAUCCAUAAACUAAGAGAAACUGUGUAUAGCUUACCUGAACAGGAAUCCUUACUGCUAUUUAUUGAACAAUUGAUUCCCCACCCCCGUCCCCAGUUUAUGGAUAUGCUGCUUUAAACACGGUAGGGGGAGAGGGGAAGUUUUAAUUGUCCUGUCCAAACUUGGGAGUUGAGCUAGGGGCGCAUUAAUGAUUUCUUCAUUAAAAGGGGAAUUAAUUAUGCUUUGCCCUGCAUUUCUCCAAGUGAAGAUAGACUUUAAAAUGGUGCCCUACCAUUGACACACGCAGAAAAUUGGUGCAUUUUUUUUUUUCCUAUGCUGCUCUAUUUUGUCAUAAAGGUCUUGAGGAGUGAUUUAUGUUGCAACAUCACCGCCAUUUGGGGUCAUCGUGUGGGAUGGGAUCCAUUGUGGGGUGGGAGGGAGCCUCCUUUUGGGGACCCCAGAUUUCCUCAGUAACUCCUAACUCCCCACCAAGGCCCAGUUCCCAGUGGCUGAGGCCCGCCAGAACCUUGGAGUUCAACUCGUGCUUGCAUUGAAACAACUCCUUGGAGUUUUGGUUGGUUGCUUGGUUGGUUGGUUUUUUUAACUAGUCUUUGGACCACCGCUGUUCUGGAAGCAACCACCCCUCCCCCCUUGCCCUGCAAAGAAGCGGACAGUUGUGGGAAGACCUAGCAGCACCCUUUCCUCCAGACACCUCCAUUUUGACGUUCGGGUUUUCGUGUUAAGUUAAUCUGUACAUUCUGUUUUGGCCAUUGUUACCUGUACUAUACGUCUGUAUAUAUUGUACAACAGAAGAGUAUUAAUCCACUAUCUCUAGUGCUUGACUUGAAAUCAGUACAGUACCUGUACCUGCACGGUGUGCCGCUCCGUGUGUCGCCCUAUAUUGAGGGCUCCAACUUUCCCUUGUUUUUUGAAAGGGGUUUAUGUAUAAAUAUAUUUUAUGCCUUUUUACUACAAGUCUUGUACUCAAUGACUUUUGCCAUGGCAUUUUGUUCUACUUAUACUGUAAAUUAUGCAUUAUAAAGAGUUCAUUUAAGGAAAAUUACUUGGUACAAUAAUUAUUGUAAUUAAGAGAUGUAGCCUUUA